GUCAGAUAUUGUCCAGCCAUGCACGGAGUUGGCAACACUACUUCAUGAAACUCGUAAUCACGUUGAGAGGUCCGACCUCAUAUGUAAAGAAAAUGAAUGUUUCAAGUGUUAUUCGACCAUUGAGAACUUCAGGGAUCCAUGGGAUCUCAGCUCAAGUUUCUACCGGUAUCAAAAGGCUAGCUGCCGAACGCGUAAAUUGUACCACACAGCUGACUGCUCAAAGUCGUUCGAGCUCGACGUUGCAUUCGCAAUCAUGGCAAUGCACACCCCACCGUACCCCGCCAUGCCCACGUGUAUUUUGCAAGGCAUCAUGGACACUGCAAGCGAAACAGGAUGCACUGUGUUUAACAUCCGAACCAAGAUUCCUUAGGUUUUCAUUUGCUUCAUGUAUUCGUCAGUUAUCAUCAAAUUCAUCAAAUAUUGGCAAAGAUUGUGAAGUUGCUGACCAUGAGGAGGAAGUUGAAUGGAAUCAUCCUGCGAGCCGAACUCAAGAUGCACUGUCUCGAGACCCCGAGCUGCGCUCAAUCCUCUGUGAAAUUGCCUCAGACUUUGGAAAAUCCCACAUAACACCAACUGAUUCUGAGACGACAGGAACUCAUGAGCGUGAGGCGUCAAAAGUUGAAAGCAACAAUGAGGGUUCUGUUGCAAGAGACUUUAAAGAAGGUUUUGUUGCCAUGACAACUGAGUAUGAGGAUGAAGCAGAAUCGAUGGAUGUGGUGGAAGUAUCUCCUGCGAAAGCAUCGAGGAAUGCCAGUGAUUCAUCCUUUGUCUUCAGCAUCGAUGACAUCGUCGAGAUCUUACGAGAGGAAAAUGCGCAAGACAUCUGCGUCAUUGCAGUGCCGCCGGAAAAAAACUAUGUGGACUAUUUCAUUGUGGUGACAGGGAGAUCGACGCGGCAUCUCAGCGCGAUGACUCAGUUUGUUAAUAAAUUGUACAAACAGAGGAAAGGCAAGGAUGAUCCUUUCUUGAUCGUUGAGGGAAAAUUUGCAGAAGACUGGAUGUGCCUUGACUUCGGCAACAUUGUGGUUCAUUUCAUGCUGGAGGAAACCAGAGCUGUGCACAAUCUGGAGGAGCUGUGGACCAUGGGCAAGGAGUUUGACAGUCACAUACAGCAGUGGGAUCAACACGAGGUGCUUCUGUUCAAUCCAGAGACCGACCUUCAUACAGCCUCACAAGAACAGGAAGAGACUCCAGAGAAGUGAGAUCCCUAUGUAGUCGAGUCGGGUCCAUCACAAGUCCAUCUCAAGUCCAGCAGUCACAAGUAAAUCUUAAGUCCAGUCACAAGUAACAGUGGAUGAACAAUAACAAAG
Molecule: messenger RNA, 1310 nt
Organism: Patiria miniata (bat star)
Lineage: Eukaryota; Metazoa; Echinodermata; Asteroidea; Valvatida; Asterinidae
Exons: 4
Coding region: 45-1202 (385 amino acids)
Biological process (GO): negative regulation of translation; negative regulation of ribosome biogenesis
Cellular component (GO): mitochondrion
Molecular function (GO): ribosomal large subunit binding
Source: RefSeq, a predicted model, not a curated record